UAAAACCAAGCGAUUUCUUCGCUGUGGUAGUUUAAUUAUAAGUUUAACAAUUUAUGUGUAUAAUAUAUGCUUAAAGUAAAACAGUGACAUGGCCACGGAAACUGCAGCCAUGGAUUGUGCCGAAGACACUGAAACAACAUCAAAGGAGGUUCCUGCACCGCCUGCAGCGGAGGAACAAGAAGCCGGGUCGCUGGAGCUGCCGGCAGAAGAAAAAAGUGCCGAGUCCCCUGUGCCAGUGGAAAAGGAAGAAGCCGAUAUAGAAAUGGAGGAUCUAACCCUUGACGACACCGAUCCCAGUAAUAAGGACUUGCCCAGUGAGGAGUCAAGGGAAGUGCAAAGUGAGGAGCCAAAGAACCUGCCCAGUGAGGAGCUAAAGGAAAUGCCAACUGAGGAGCCAGAGAAAGAUACCACUGAGGAGUCAGAGAAAGAUACCACUGAGGAGCCAAUGAAAGAUUCCACUGUGGAGCCACAGAAAGUAUCCAAUGAAGAACCGAAGAAAGUGUCCACUGAGGAACCCAAGGAAGUUUGUAAUAAGUCAGAAGAGCCAAAGGAAGAGGAAAAGGAAGUUAUCAACAUUGAUUUAGCCAGUAGUCCAGUGCCCGCGCCUUUGGAUGAAGCUGCACCAAAACCAGAUCCAGCUGAGGAUACCGACAGCAGCGUUGAGCUUAUCGAUAGUCCUGUAAAGUCUGCCUCGUCCAACGAAGUUGCCGAGGAGCAGGUCCAACCAGACGGUGUCGAUGGUGCACCAGCUGUGGAGGCUAGGCCAGAUUCUGAAGAGCCUGUUGAGACCGACAGCAAGGAAGCUGAUGAACAGGCGGACAGUAGCAUCGAACUAAUCAGCAGUCCCACUCCAGAUGCCUCUCCUGCCAAAAAAGAAGGCGAAGGAGCAAAGGAGUCGAACAAGCAGGAGCAAGAAACAGCUUCGGAGGAAGGGAUCAUGGAAGUGGAUCAGGAAGACGCAUUAAAAACUCCAGCAGACAAAUCGAAGGAGAAGGAAAAUAGCUCUGAGGAGCCCACUAAAGAUGGCAAUGAUUCCCUAGAAAAAGAAAAACCCGAGCUGACGGCAGACAAACUCGAUACACCCAUGGAAACCGAAGAAGCACCUGUCAUCGCAGAUGGAAACGAGGUUGCCCUCGAAGUGGAGCUGGAGAAGGCAACGGAGCAAAAAGCUCCCGAGAACGACGAACCCUUGCCUGCGGAUGGAGACAUUUUCUAUGGGAAGGACUGCAUCAACUACAACUGCGAAAGGCUGCACAAACAGUUUGUGCUGGCCAACAUGGCUUUCUUGAACUUCUACAAUGUGACCCAAAAGGGCUACAGACAGCAGUUCGUAUGCAUGGAAUGCUACGACGCGGCCAUGGACGUCUACGAGGAAUUUGCGGGACAGUUGAUGGCCAAACAGCCGCUACUGCUGAAGGAUUUCCGCCAGGAUCAUGCCGAUUUCGUGGCCCUAGACAGCAGUGAUGAGGAAGAGGAGGAAAAACGGCCAGAGAAAACGGAAUUUUCCAAAAACGACCUGAACCUAAUCGAAAGUGAGCUGGAAGAUGCCAUCAAGAGUGUGCUGAGCAAAGUCGAGUUCCAAAAUCAACUGGCCUGGUCAAAGACCAUACUGAAGGCCAAGGCGGAUCGUUUGGAGAGCCAGUUCGCCCUCGUAGAUGCGGAACUCGAAAGUGUCCAGAGCACGGCGGACCAGAUGCACACCGCCUUGUACAGCUCCUGCGCUGUGGUGCAUAAGCAUAUGCCAGCCCUGGACAUCCAGCACAGCAUGAGUGACUACAUGCAGCAAGUGCCGCCGGCGGGUGAAAUCGUUCGUCCACCAAUCGAAUUGAACGAGACCUAUUAUGCUGUGAAAAACAAGGCCAUUGCCAGCUGGGUGUCCAUCAAGGUGAUCGAGUUCACCGAGAGCACAGCCAUUAAUGGCAACACCAUGAAGAGCUACAAGAUUAAGUAUCUGAAUACGCCCUAUCAGAUGAUCAAGACGGUGACGGCCAAGCACAUAGCCUACUUCGAGCCGCCGCCAGUGCGCCUGACCAUUGGCACUCGAGUGAUUGCCUACUUUGACGGCACCACCCUGUCACGGGGUAAGGACUCUGGCACUGUGCAGAGUGCCUUCUAUCCGGGCAUCAUUGCUGAACCCUUGAAGCAGGCCAAUAAGCUACGGUAUCUGAUUUUCUACGACGACGGCUAUACCCAGUAUGUGCCGCAUCGAGAUGUCCGGUUGGUUUGCCAGGCCUCGGAGAAGGUGUGGGAGGAUGUGCAUCCCGCUUCCCGAGACUUUAUCCAAAAGUACGUAGAAAAGUACUCGGUGGACCGGCCUAUGGUGCAGUGUACUCGAGGCCAGAGCAUGAAUACAGAGUCCAAUGGUACCUGGCUAUAUGCCCGCGUCAUUGACAUUGACUGCAGCCUGGUCCUGAUGCAGUUCGAGGGAGAUAAGAAUCACACCGAGUGGAUCUAUAGGGGCUCGCUACGAUUGGGCCCAGUGUUUAAGGAAACACAGAAUGCCAUGAACAGUUCUCAUGCCCAGCAGAUGCGUGUGCCCAGGCGAACGGAGCCCUUUAUACGCUAUACGAAGGAGAUGGAGUCGAGCAGCCAGCAGGUUAAUCGGCAGAUGCGCGCCAUUGCCCGCAAGAGCAGUGCUUCCAUCCAGAGUGUGUCCUCGCCCUCAGCUUCAUCCUCGAUGACCUCCUCGCCCGCAGUUUCUGCUGCCGCUGGCAGCCGCACCGGAGUGGCCAACACCGUUAAGCAUCUCAACAACUCCACCAUUUAUGUGGAUGACGAGAACAGGCCCAAGGGGCAUGUCGUCUAUUUCACAGCCAAACGGAAUCUGCCGCCCAAGAUAUACAAGCAUCACAAAUGCAACCCCAACUGUUUGUUUAAAAUCGUUCACCGCCUGGACAGCUACAGUCCGCUGGCUAAGCCACUCCUCUCCGGCUGGGAACGUUUAGUGUUGCGCCAGAAGACCAAGAAAAACGUCGUCUACCGAGGUCCCUGUGGCAAGAGCCUGCGCAACCUGGCCGAAGUGCACAUGUAUCUGCGCACCACAGAGAAUGUACUAAAUGUGGAUAACUUUGAUUUCACGCCCGACCUGCGCUGCCUGGCGGAGUAUUCAAUCGAUCCGUCGAUCGUCAAGGAGGCGGACAUCUCCAAGGGGCAGGAGAAGAUGGCCAUUCCGCUGGUUAACUACUACGACAACACGCUGCCGCCGCCCUGUACCUACGCCAAGCAGCGGAUACCAACAGAGGGGGUUCAUUUGAACCUGGACGAGGAGUUCCUCGUGGGCUGCGACUGCGACGAUGAUUGCUCGGACAAGUCCAAGUGCGCCUGCUGGCAACUGACCGUGGCCGGCGUAAGGUACUGCAACCCAAAGAAGCCCAUUGAGGAGAUCGGCUAUCAGUACAAGCGACUGCAUGAGCAUGUGUCCACCGGCAUCUACGAGUGCAACUCGCGAUGCAAGUGCCGCAAGAACUGCCUCAAUCGCGUGGUGCAGUUCUCGCUUGAGAUGAAACUGCAGGUGUUCAAGACCUCUAAUCGCGGCUGGGGCCUGCGCUGUGUAAACGACAUUCCCAAGGGAGCCUUUAUUUGCAUCUAUGCCGGACACCUGCUCUCGGAAACUGUGGCCAACCAGGGCGGUCAAGAUGAUGAGUACUAUGCAGAUCUCGACUACAUUGAGGUGGCCGAGCAGCUAAAGGAGGGCUACGAGUCGGAGGUAGAGCCGCCUUCGGAGCCGGAACCGGACGAUGAGACGUACGGCCCGGAUCCCGAGGAUAAUGAUGACGACUUCCGGCCCAAUUACCACUAUCAGCGCAAGAACAAGCGCGCCUCUAGAAACAGCAGCGAGCAGGACUCACAGGAGCGGGCGGUAAUCAAUUUUAAUCCUAAUGCCGAUCUGGAUGAGACGGUACGUGAGAACUCGGUGCGGCGGCUGUUCGGCAAGGACGAGGCACCCUACAUCAUGGAUGCCAAGACUACCGGCAACCUUGGGCGUUACUUCAACCAUUCGUGCAACCCGAAUCUCUUCGUGCAGAACGUCUUUGUGGACACCCACGACCUCCGCUUUCCCUGGGUGGCCUUUUUCUCUGCCUCGCACAUCCGCUCUGGCACCGAGCUGACCUGGAACUACAACUACGAGGUGGGCGUGGUGCCUGGCAAAGUGCUGUAUUGCCAGUGCGGUGCUCCCAAUUGUCGCAUUCGUUUGCUUUAAAUUAUGUAGUUUUAAGCUCAAAGAGAUGGUUUGCCCAAAUAAAUAAAGUGAAAAUAUUUUAAAAUGGUUAAAAA
This is a messenger RNA of Drosophila kikkawai, 4275 nucleotides long. It is a transcript of the gene egg, whose product is annotated as SET domain bifurcated histone lysine methyltransferase eggless. The record is from RefSeq and is a predicted model, not a curated record. Gene Ontology annotation, biological process: heterochromatin organization; negative regulation of gene expression. Lineage: Eukaryota; Metazoa; Arthropoda; Insecta; Diptera; Drosophilidae. Gene Ontology annotation, molecular function: protein binding; zinc ion binding; histone H3K9 methyltransferase activity. Gene Ontology annotation, cellular component: nucleus.